CAGGGCACGCGUCACGGAUUGGAGGCUCGGGAGAGAAACGCAGGAUCCAGGGCGCCGUGACUCUCGAGUGCUUGUCUCUUCGCUCUCUCCAGACUCGGGCCUCUGGGAGACAUAUUUGUUUUGAACUCGCUGUGUUUGUUUAUCGGGGGUGUUUUUGAGGUGUUCGCACUCGCGGGGGGUGUGGUGGAAGAGUGCGUGGUUGUCGUGGGUGUGGUCUGAACCCCGAGGGGCGUGUGGAAUCGCCCUGGACAAGUGGCCGUGCCGUUCUGUGCUCCGCUGCUCCGUGCACCGCCUCCAUUGCUCAGGCCUCCCAGUGCCUGGCCCCGCUAACCCUCCAAGCUGGAUAAGAAAUCGCCCUGGCCUGCAUCUCGCCCCCAACCCAGUCGUAGCAGACCCCACGAUGCUAGCCAAAGUUUUGGCAAGCGCACCGGUGGCAGUGCCAGGAGACCCAAUGAAUGCUUUGUGCUGGAACCCUCUGAGAUGAUUGUGAUUGACUACCCGGAGGCUCAGAGCUACCGGGGAAGGCCGCGCAUUCAGGGAGGAAUGCCCAGUAUGGACCGAGGAGUCAAUCUGGUGCUGGACGACGCGUUUGGGAACGCGCGGCCAGAACUUUAUCAAAAGUCAAAUCGGAGCUCUCACUCCUCUGAUACCUCAUCUGCAUACUCAGGUUCAGACACCAUGACUAGUGUGCAUUCCUCAGUUGACGCCGAUGAGGUUGAUCUCUCUGGCCUCGUCGAGUCCAUUGUUGACUCAGACGAGGAAGAGGAUCUUGCAGAAAGCAUGGAUAGUUUGACAGUACGUGAUACUGUGCGGGAGUGCCUGGAGAAAGAUCCUUCAGAACGGUCUGAGGAUGAUAUAGAAACACUCCUUGAAUUCACACAGCACUUGAAAGCAUUCACAAACAUGACACUCUCAGUACGUAGAGCACUCUGUAGUGUUAUGGUCUUUGCUGUUGUGGAAAAGGCUGGCACCAUAGUAAUGAAUGAUGGUGAAGAGCUGGACUCCUGGAGUGUGUUGAUCAAUGGUCAUGUAGAAGUUGAACAUGCCAACGGAGACACAGAGCAGCUUCAUUUGGGUGACAGCUUUGGUAUCUUACCAACAAUGGAUAAACUCUACCACCGAGGAGUUAUGCGAACACGCUGUGAUGACUGUCAGUUUGUGUGUAUCACGCAAACAGAUUACUACAGGAUUCAGAGCCAAGGUCAGGAAAAUACCAGAAGGCAUGAGGAAAACGGGCAGGUAGUGCUGGUCACUGAGCAACGGGGCCUCAUGGAUGGUGGUGGCCGGCGUGGACAUGUAGUGAUUCGGGGCACACCAGACAGGCUCAUGCUUCAGUUAGUAGAAGAAAACUCAAUUAUUGAUCCCACAUAUGUAGAGGACUUCCUGCUCACACACAGAACAUUUAUUGAUAAUUCAUUCUCAGUUGCCAAUCAGCUUUUGGAAUGGUUCAAAGAAGAAAGUGUAAGGGACAGAGUUACUCGGGUAGUUCUCUUGUGGGUGAACAAUCACUUCACAGACUUUGAGACAGAUCCUUCAAUGAUGGAAUUUCUUGAAAUGUUCGAAGCUGGUCUUGAACGUGAGAAGCUGCUGGGUCAGCUCCGAUUAUUGAACAUUGCAUGUGCAGCAAAAGCAAGAACAAGAAAUGUUGUGUUGGCAAGACCAUCCCGAGACGAGCCUCUCCAUUUUUCCAUUUUGGGUGGCUUUGAAAGGGGAUUUGGCAUUUUCAUCAAUAAGGUAGAAAAAGGCUCCAAAGCUGAAGAUGUUGGUCUGAAGCGGGGAGAUCAGAUUUUGGAAGUCAAUGGUCAGAGUUUUGAGCAUGUUAAUCAUGCAAGAGCUUUGGAAAUACUGAGAGGCACAACCCAUCUCAGUAUAACUGUCAAAUCCAAUCUCCUUGCUUUCAAGGAAAUGCUCUCUAUGCCAGACAACUCUCCAAGAUCACGGUCACGCAACAAAAUGUGUGAAAUUGCUCGACUCCAAGCUGACCCAAGAGCUCGGUUGGCAUCAACAACAAAUGCCAAUCUAGAACUACCUGCAUCACUUGGGAUUUCAAUGCCUGAUUCAAUUUCGAUCCCUCCCCCUUCUUCACCACCCCCCCUUGGUCUCAAUUCUCCCAGUAAAAAGGAUUCUGCAGGGCCCAAAGGCUUUAAUACCCUGGGUCCCAAACGACGGUUACAGAAGGCCCUUAUGAAAAUGAACAUUUUGCCGAAAAAUACUAUCACUGACAUUGUUCAUAGUGAUGACUCAGCCUUCAGUCGGUCGGCAAGUGCAAGCAACUACACCGGUGGUAAUCUGUACCACAGUCACAGCAACCCUGAUCUGGUUAGUUUGUGUUAUGAGGAUCCUAGGGGAGCUGAUUAUCCAGAGCAUGUCCUGAAAGUGUACAGGUCAGAUCAAACGUGCAAGUAUCUUCUUGUACACAAGGAAACAACUGCACAUGAAGUUGUGAUGCUUUCCCUUCAGGAAUUUGGAAUGACCGAUUCCAGUUCCAAUUUUUCCCUUUGUGAAGUGUCUGUCACUGAGGGAGGAAUAAUUAAACAACGCCGCUUGCCAGAUCAACUGCAGAACCUUGCAGAGCGUAUUGGCUUAUCAUCACGGUAUUACCUGAAAACAAAUGGAAUUACUGAGACGCUUGUUGCGGAUGAAAUGGCACCAGAGCUCAUAAGGGAAUCCCAAGUUCACUUCUUACAACUAAAUGCUGUUGAAGUGGCUGUUCAGCUUACUCUUCAAGACUUUUCUAUUUUCCGCCAAAUAGAGAGCACAGAGUAUGUAGACGACUUGUUUGAGCUCAAAAGCCGUUAUGGUACCCCAAUGCUCACCCAGUUUGCAGAGCUUGUAAACCGGGAGAUGUUCUGGGUUGUCACUGAAGUAUGUUCGGAACCUAACAUAGUCAGGCGGUUCAAGAUCAUAAAGCAGUUUAUCAAAGUUGCCCGUCAAUGCAAGGAGUGCAAAAAUUUCAAUUCCAUGUUUGCAAUUGUUUCUGGUCUCGGUCAUGGUGCUGUAUCUAGAUUGCGAAUGUCUUGGGAAAAAUUGCCAUCGAAGUAUCAGAGGUUGUUCAGUGACCUACAGGACCUGAUGGACCCGUCUCGUAACAUGAGCAAAUACAGGCAGCUUGUCUCCAGUGAACAAGCACAACCUCCCAUUAUUCCAUUUUACCCGGUUGUGAAGAAAGAUCUCACUUUCAUUAAUUUGGGCAAUGACUCAAAGGUGGAAGGGCUUGUGAACUUUGAGAAACUGAGAAUGAUAGCCAAGGAAGUUCGAACUUUGACAAAUAUGUGCUCCUCACCUUAUGACCUUCUGACAAUGUUGGAAUUAGGUGGACAACCACCCUCCUCUGCGAUGGUCGCCCUAAACCAACUCACGACAGGUAGUGGUGCCAGCGGAGGUCAACCUGGAGCUUCGACUGUGAAGAGAAGAAAGAAAUCAGCCGCUGCGCCCAACCCCAAAAAGAUGUUUGAGGAGGCUCAAAUGGUGCGUCGGGUGAAAGCAUACUUGAGUCACAUGCGAGUAGUGAGAGAUGAAGAGAAGCUGCACGCUCUGUCUUUACAAUGUGAGCCUGCUGGCGCUGCCCCUGGUUCCAAUCCACCACACCGACACAAGCGCCACCCUUCACCAACAUUAUCGACCACAAGCUCUGCUAGCUCCGUCAGCUCUGCCUCUGCGGGAGAAGGGAGACGAAGUGCUGCCCCCAAAUUUGGCACCGCCUCUCCUCAAGCAGUCCGGAAAAUGCUUGCUCUGAGUGAACCUGGCAAGACGAGGCCACAUCAGCCGCGGCAUCCUGGAGCCGUCGCCAUCCCCAGUGGCUUUUCCCCAGGAGCACUUAGGCGAGGCACAGAACUCGCUGGCUCUUUGGCUGGCAGUUUUGCUGGUAUGGUGGCCAGAGCGAGCCAUGAGCGGUCGCAUUCUGACACACCAGCUGUGCGACUUUCUGCCGAAAGCAGUUCAGUGACAUCUCUUUCCAACUUACCGCUUCGCAAAACUUUGACUUCGGGUUCAGUUACCUCCAGUGACUCAGGGCAUUCUACUCAGUUGGACUCCAGAUCAAACAGUUCUAUGGAAGUAGCCAGCAGUUCUGGUGGAGUUACUUUUAACUCUGUCCCAGGGGGAUCACCACCUUCCUCUCAAAUAAGGCGUCACUCAGCACUCCAAGGCAAGCUUUGGUCUGUCGCUCCAUUUCCGCAUGCUGUGGCUGUCUUGCCUCCAGUGCCACCUCGCAGUGGAAGCAUGGCCCCGCCACCUCCUCGUCGUGCGCCACCGGCCUACACUGUCGCUGCGCACAUGGCUAGGAUCCACCGCUUGGGGAGGGCGCAUUCCCAUGAAGGGGUCUCUGGGGGUUAUUACCUGACCGAGCCAGAGGAGGAUGGUGAGUUCAUGCCACAUCGCUUCCACUCGAGCUUCAGAUGAUGAGGAUGCCCAGGUUUCAGCUGUGUGAAAGCAAUGGGUGUCAACAACAUUGGAUAUGGUGCAGGAGUAUACCAAAGAUAGCAAAUAGUGAAAUUUAAUAUAUUAUCUGAGUGAGUUGACACUUACUUGUAUUAAGUUGUAAUGAAGAUGUAAGUAACUGUAGACAAUUUCCCUGUUUGGUGUGCUGCUAGCUCACUUGAUAGAAUCCCUCCUUGUGAAAGAUAUUAGGUGUUUAUUAGGACCAAAUUUUAAUCUGAGAGUGAAAGCAAUAACCUUUAGACGUGUUGAUUUUAUGUAAUAGUGUUUAUCUUAUGGUGCUAACAGCUGACUGUAUGUUUGCUAAUAUAUGUCUUGUCAACGACUGUAAUCUCUUUUACUUCUCUCUGGGAAGACUGGUUUAUUUAUCUCAAGAGACUAAAGGUGCAUUUUCUUUUAUCAUAAUUUUUCAACUAACAUCUUUCAUUAGUUUGGUAGACAGCACACCUUCGAACAUUGAAAGACGACUCUCACUCUGUUAAGUUCCAAUUGUUUGUUUGCAGUUUUACUUUAUUUGCCUGUGAAAUUUGGUUAAGAUAGUUACCAUACUAUUAUAAAUGUAUGUACAGUAUCAAUUGUUUUCCCCUAAGCCUAAAGCUAUGCUUGUUUUUAUUAUUAAUGUUUACUGGAAUCGACUCUAAAAAUAAGUUUUAUGUGGUUAUUGUAACCCCCUACACAGAGAUUAUUAUAUGAAUUAUUACAAUUGUAUAACAUAUCACUCACCAAUUGCACUGUGAAAAUUUUGUGAUUGCAGUGUGGUGAAUGAUUCUCAUUAUUUUUAUUAUCCUGCAAAGAUAUAUUUUGUAUUGUAACAUUUAUGAAAGAAUGCGAUAGUCUCUCUCAAUGAAAGGUGCUAUUUUGAACCUUUCUGAAUGUAGUGUUAAGUCCACCCAAUCAUGCUGCUAUAGGAUGUAUGUUGAAUUUUAUUUUGUAUUAAUGUUGAGGAAUGAAAAUGAAACAGAUUUUGAAAUAUAAUGAUCUGUGUGUGAGUGAAAUUUCUUUGACGAUGUGCAGUGAGAACCUAUUUUCUUUUCUACCUUUCAGCCAGAACAUCUAUUGGGCUGGCCACUAAUUGUCUAUGGUUCUAUUGUAGUCUAAGAAAGAGGUUCUCACUGUGUCUAGUCAAAAUGAUCGCAAAGGAAUUGGCACUACCAAAGCUUGCUUGGUGAAAUUCUGCGCCAGUAUCUUGUUGGUGUUAUUAAUAAUUGGUCAUUUCCAGGGGGCAUGCUCACAGCAUUUUUAACGCUAACUGCAUAUUAAUUUAUUAUUUGGAUGCAUACCCCUUUUUCGUACUCACUUUGGUUUAUAUUGAGAGGUAUGUGUAAUACCUGCAUAAUAUAUUCAGCUCUACAUUAUUUAUAGCUAUUCCAGAAAAUAUUCACACUACCCUAUGUUUUGAUGCAUUUAUGUGUCUCAAUGUAAGAGGUACUGCCUUGGAAAUGACCCACAAGCAUUUCAUUUUAAAUUGUGAUUUAUUAUUUUAAUGUUUGGGUGAAGGCUGGCUUUUUAGAACAAGAGUUUUAACAGAAUGUCCCACGUGAACCACUUUCCCCUCCCCCUUUCAGUGGACUGUUGUUGUCUAGAUUUAAGUCUUUGUGAUCCCAGUUUCCCCGUCGAUUCCAUUGCUACAAUGUGUUUUACUGCACUGCCUGCUUUUAAGCAUUUCACUAAACCCGUAACUUUAGGAAGAACAUCACUGAAUCACCGUGUAUAAAAAAAUACAUAAAUGUAAGAAACCUGAUUGAAAUGAGGAAUUGUAAUAGAAAGAAGUGCACUUCCUAUUUAAGUUUACCUGACUGAAUUUAAUUGUUUUGCCAUUGUUGACAAAGAACAAGUAUCCUCCAAAUCCAAAUUAGUUUGUAUCUCAAUGUAGUUACUGUUUUGCUAUAGCAGAAUUAUUUCAGAUGAGUUCAAGUGAUGUGUUUUAAAUUUUAAAUGGUAGUACCCUUUCUUGGUAUCCUACUGUUUGACUCAUUUUCAUUCAUACCUUAUUUUGUUGACUGUGCAUUUAGCACAAAUGUUUGCUCCCUGGAACUGCGUCCCACCUAUAAUGAAGGAUGUACCCAUCUGAGGAAUUGUAGGUGUGAUGAACUCCAUUAAUUUUUUCUGUGAAACAUGAGUGUUGUUGAUCAGAGCUGUGAUUUUAUACACAUGAACAAAGUUUGGUCUGUUUGUGAGCUUACCUUGCAGCAAUAGUCAAAUUGUGUGCGAACACCAAGGUUAAGACAAGUAUUGAGAAGCUGAUCACUUAUAAGACUAGGUUUCGCAUUCCUUAUUUCUAUCCCUUUCCUAGUCUAAGUGACUGUGCUUGACACAACUCUUUGUCGCGAUAUUUUUGUAAUUUUAGUAUGUAUAUAUUCCCUCUAUGUUGAUGGAUGAUAAAUAUUUAAAUGUCACGUGUAUAUUAGAAAUGGAUCAUGUUUUAUAUUGGCUACAAUUUAGAUGAUUAUUACUGAACCCUGCAUCCUGCCCAUCAGUGUUUUCAAACCUUCACAUAUCAACUCAAAUCCUGUUGUUGCAAUGUAAACUGAAAAUGACAUCACGGAAUGGAGCUACUAAUACAUGUACUUCUGUUUUAAAAUUGUUAAUUCCUUAGCAUUUUAUUCCCAGCACUGAUGGUAGAAUAAAGGUGUAAAAUUAA
Messenger RNA from Thrips palmi, 7078 nucleotides. RefSeq names its product rap guanine nucleotide exchange factor 2 (gene PDZ-GEF). The record is from RefSeq and is a predicted model, not a curated record. Lineage: Eukaryota; Metazoa; Arthropoda; Insecta; Thysanoptera; Thripidae. Gene Ontology annotation, molecular function: guanyl-nucleotide exchange factor activity; protein binding. The coding region runs from base 481 to 4401 and encodes 1306 amino acids. The transcript is spliced from 19 exons. Gene Ontology annotation, biological process: Ras protein signal transduction; positive regulation of GTPase activity. Gene Ontology annotation, cellular component: plasma membrane; apical plasma membrane.